This is a messenger RNA of Corticium candelabrum, 2154 nucleotides long. RefSeq names its product acidic fibroblast growth factor intracellular-binding protein-like. The coding region runs from base 31 to 1128 and encodes 365 amino acids. The record is from RefSeq and is a predicted model, not a curated record. The transcript has 11 exons. Gene Ontology annotation, cellular component: nucleus. Lineage: Eukaryota; Metazoa; Porifera; Homoscleromorpha; Homosclerophorida; Plakinidae.
CUGUAGAUACGUCUCUAACGCGUACGACAAAUGCCUGAACUGAGUGUUUUUGUAAGCGAUCCUGCACUAAUUGACAAACAAGUCUUUCACUUAUGGCUCUGCGGCUUGACUGUGGAGAAGGCUGUAAGUGCACGGUUGAGCGGUGCUGAUGGACGUCAACCGGGAGUCACAGAGAAUCUACUCAGAUUGGACACAAAAGACCAAUUUGCUACGUUUGUCAUGUUAGAGCACUACCUUCAGCAACCAUUACGGCUUGACGGUCAGAGGAUUUUCCAGUUGCCGCCAAACUUCCAACAGGAACUUAUUCAAAUAUAUUACUCGUUUGAUGAAGCCGUUGUUCGUGAGCUGUUGGGUAAAAAGUUUAGCUCGAGACAACGAAAGGAUCUUGACGAUAUUGAGGAAAAGUCGGGUGUUCCUCUUAGGAGUUGCAGACGUCAGUUUGACAACAUGAAGAGAAUCUACAAAGCAGUGGAAGACGUGGAAGGCUCUUUAGUCGAAAGCAUUUGCAGACUAUUUCUCCUACCCGAAGUACUGGCAAGGAAAUAUGCAUGUAUUGUGUUCAUGACGAGUUGUAGAUUUGAAGUCGGAAAGAAACGACUGGCAUAUUUGUCGUUCGAUGACUUUGCUUUUUGUACACACCAAAUGAUGGAACACUGGACAUCAAGAAGCAAAGGAGACGCUGCUGUAGACCUCGAUCGUACGUUUCUUCGUCAAAUUGCAGACUUGAAGGGACUGAUGGGCGACAAAGAGAGUCUGGAGCAAUACAGAGUACUUGUUGCCAGCAAACUAGCAGUGCAAGAACAGAUGUCUAAGGAAGCACAGUCGGUCAUUGGUGGGAAUUUCAGAACGUUGUUCAAAGCGCUUCUCAAAAUUGGCGAAGGACUCAUCCACAGCAAGGAGUUAAAAGAUUUCUUUUCUGAUCUCGUUGAGAAGUUUAUUGAGCCGUGUCGUAGUUUGGAUCUCGGCUUGAACGAUGUUGAUGCUUUGUUGAUGUGUGCGAUUGAAGUAAAUCCGCAACUGGAUGUAAUGAGCCCACGGGUAAAUUGUUACGGAAGAGUGAGGGGAGUGAGAGGAAUGAGUAUCAUCAGGAGGGAGAAGAAUGGAGGGAAUUUCUCUUGCCUUGUUUAAGUACGAAUGGAGGGAAUUUUGUCUUAAGUGCAAAAGAGUGACUCGAUGUAUGUUUGUUGAAGACUUAUUGAUAUUAAUUUCUCAAACACAAGUACUGUAUGUCUAAAGUUUGUUUUAAGCAUUUACUUAUUAUUGUCUUUUGUUCUGCACUGCAAAUGGAUGAGCACCUUGUGCACUGAACUUUAAGUGUGCACUUACUUUAGUGCACAUGGUAUUGUCAUGUGACAGCAACACGAUGUCGUUGAUCUGAAAUUCUAAAUUUGUGUACAGUACUGCGAAUAGAAAAUUCAGAUAGUUUACUUGCCCAUCAGAUUUAGUGUUAAUUAACAAACUUCUAAACAGGUUUGAAAAGGGUUACCAAUUUUUGUGUUUGGCAUGAGUAAUUAUAGUGUUACAGAAAGCCAAUACAACAAGCUUCCUAGUGCUUUCUAUGACUAAUUCAUUGAAUGAAGCACUAUAGUGCAAACCCUCUGCAUGCCAUAGCUCUGCAGCUCGAUUCACAUCCACCAUAUUAAACAUACGGGACAUUUAUUUGGUCACGUGUUAUGCGGUUGCCUAGCAGGUUGUACAUACACUGUACAUAUGGUCGUACAUCACGUGACCGGCACACACUACUGUACCUACUGUACUUCGGUAAUCAUUUAAAUCUAUUGUAAACACAUUCAUAGGGCUUAUCUCAUCCGAUUUGGAAAUGUAUGAGAGUAGAACAGGCAUAGUUGGAGAUGCACCACCUCUAACGUUAGUGCACAAAUGUAGAUGGAAUUUUUUUAACUGAUUGAAACAAUGUAUAGCGACGUACCAUGAGAAGAAUAAAUUUCAGGACUGACACUGCAGAUUGUGUAUACAGUAGGAUUGCGAUGUUAAUUUUUGUAAUUUUAAUUUUUUGGAUUAUUAGUGAAUGUUACAGUAUGUAGUAGUAAAUGUUUGCAAAUUUUAAUUUUGCGAUUUCUUUUUACAUAUUGCAAAUAGCGAAACUAAAAAUACCGGAAAACAUUCCAAUUCUACUGUAGCUGGCUGGCUGCUACU